AUGAGCUCCCGUGGCUUGGCCCUGGCACCUCCAGCCAAGAACGUGCUGGUGUAUCGCAACGGUGACCCCUUCUUCCCCGGGAGGAGGUUUGUGGUGAACCAGCGGCGGGUGCCGACCUUGGAGACGUUCCUGAACGAGGUGACCAAGAGCAUUGAUGCACCCGUGGCCGUGAGGAACCUCUACACCCCCCGGCAGGGCAGCCGCGUGGCGGGGCUGGGGGACCUGCAGGAUGGGUGCCAGUACGUGGCUGCGGGCUUGGAGAGCUUCAAAAAGCUCGACUAUUUAAAUCAUGGAAGGAAGGAGCUCCAUGGAAUGAGGAACAAUGAGGGUCUGCAGUUCCACGCUGCAGCUCCCUGGAAGCCACGACGGCGGAAGGACACCCGCCCGCCCUGCACCAUACAUGUUUUCCGGAAUGGGGAUUUGCUGAGCCCUCCUUUCCCUCUGCCAGUCUCCAAGAGCACCCUGCUCCAGUGGGAUUCACUCUUGGCCACGGUGACAGAGAAAGCCGCCCUGCACAGUGGAGCUGUGAGGCUCUGCAGGCUGGAUGGAACCUGGGUGUCUGGUGGAGAGGAGCUGAUGAAUGGAGGAUACUACGUGGCAGUGGGAAGUGAGGAGUACAAGAAACUGCCUUACUUUGAGCUGCUGGUGCCCCAGGAUCCUGCCAGGAGGACACUGUGGAACCACCCAAAUAACAGGCGCAAAAGGCACCGCCGGAGGAAGAAAGUGUCCAUAAAACCAGAGGUCCGAGGGGGGAGAUGCGAGCUGCCCAGGAAGAGGAAGAGGACAAACACAGAAGGGAGGUUGCGCGCAGCGACCAG
This is a messenger RNA of Nestor notabilis (Kea), 818 nucleotides long. It is a transcript of the gene DCDC2B, whose product is annotated as doublecortin domain containing 2B. The record is from RefSeq and is a predicted model, not a curated record. Gene Ontology annotation, cellular component: microtubule organizing center; microtubule. Lineage: Eukaryota; Metazoa; Chordata; Aves; Psittaciformes; Psittacidae. The transcript is spliced from 7 exons. The annotation marks the transcript as partial. Gene Ontology annotation, biological process: intracellular signal transduction.